AUCCGCAGCUCGCACGAAACCGCUGCACUUUGUUUUUCUCUCGUCAUAAUUACUAAGAGACUGCACAUUUCUGUYAUCUACAUACCGCCAUCUACCUGGUGUCUGCCAAGUGAUUUUACCUUUCCACAGUUGAUUCCCUAACACUUUUCAAGCGGCUGCCAUCAUUCUGUUUCCUGAGACAAGGUGACUAAGCCUGACCUUUGGGGGCAAAAACAUUACCCUCCCGUUGUCACUACUCACGAGGAAAGCUAUCUAUUACACUGCUUACUUAUAAGCUGACGGCUUGGAUCGCAUAGCUUCAUAGUCAUUCAACUGACAACCAAAUACGUGCAAGAACAAACACGUAGAAUGAAGAUCAUUGCCUUUGUAAUCUUUAUUGGCUUCUGCCUUUCAUUUGUACCUUUUGUUAUCUCCAUCAAAUGUAUCAUGUGCGAUCCUGAUUACGAGGCGACGGAGUGCAAAGAAACAUAUAUCGAUUGCAGUAAGGAUGAGGAAUUGGGGAAAGCGUUCGAUUCUUGCUUCGCGUACCAAAUGGUAAUUGAGAGUCCCGACGGAUCGAACUUUACGCACCUAGACAAGAACUGCAGCAUUAGCGAAGGCUGUGACGAUCUCAAAAAUGUGAUGUGUGAUAGCACGAAUCAUACUUUAGAAGGAGCUGUUCAAAGCUGUGACAUUCUUUGCUGCGAGGGUGAUUACUGUAAUCUUGGAGAAUCAAAGUUCACAAAGCGACCGGAUACUUCGACCCACACUCGUGCGACGACACAACAUAAUACCGAUGUACUGGGAUACAGGUCGACUGCAUCAAGGCAUACAGGAGACAAAUGGAAAUUAGUUUUCGGGAUUUUUUGUCCUGUGAUUUAUUCCAUCGUGAGUCGUACUCUACUUUGAAAAAAAAUAAAUCUGGAUCUUCAAUGUCGUGGCAGCCAUCUUGAAUACAAGGUUCAAGGAAUUCUGGGUAACCGAACAACGGCCAUAUUGGAUUGGAGAAUGAGGAAUUAUGGGUAACUAUAUGCCUUUUUUAAUAGACCUUAUUCGUGGCGUGACAAUGUUUUCCCAAUUCAGUGUGACAAACCUCAAGAGGAUUCAUUUUCCUUUGUUUUUAUUCUUCAAAAAAUUUGUGAGUAUCCCAAAGGAUACUAAAGGAAUAACGAUGAUAUCACGACGAGUUUCAAAACAAUAGCUGUUCAUUCCCCCAGAGGUUUGUCACGCUGAAUUGGGAAAAUAUUGUCACACCACGAAUAAGGUCUAUUUAGUUAAAUGCUGAGGAAUAUUCGCCAUAUUGAGUUGAAUGCUCUUGGAAAAGGUCCGCCAUCUUGAAUUCAGGGCUCAAGGAAUCGUUGAUAUUUUGUGUGUUUAAUCUUGACUUGUAUUUGACGAUACGGCGGCCCUCUUAGAUCUAAAAGCAUUACGGGGCGUCCAGGGGGAAAAUAUAAAGCUAAUGUGAAGCUUGGAUGAUGAUAUAUAUAUUUUUAUAUAGCCUUUCAUCGCUACAGCCAAAGACAGCACAUCGAUCACCUUUACCUAUGAAAGAAAGACAAGCACACAAACGUUUUAUAUUAUCCGCCAUCUUUGUUUUGUUUCUUGCCCAAUAAUGCCUUACGAUCAAAGAUGGCCAACGCACCGUCGAAGUAGUCCAUUAUCUUCCAGUCUUAGAAACUACUUGUCGUUGAAGUUACCGUGAAACGACCCUUUCACUUAAUUCUUUCUAAUUUCAGCUCACGUGUCAUUCCUAUCGCUUAUCUAAAGAAUCACUUAUUGUGAAGUAAAUGACACGUGGUCUGAAUGGAGAAACAUUGCAUUAGACAUAAAGAGGAGAGGUAUAUCAUCGGGAAAGCAAAAUUGAAGCUAUCGACCAUAGAAGCUGUGUAUGUAAACUAUAGACCUACUUUGUGCAUGGUUUUCCCAUUUCAGACCGCGUGUCGUUCCUUAGAGUAUCAUUUCUUUGUUAACGGUUUCGCAUGAGAAGAGACGCGAAUAAUUAAACGAACAAUCGUAUUCUUGAGAGAAUGACACGUGGUCUGAAAUGAUGAAAACAAAACGCCCAAGGUAAAGAGGCCUAUUGAUAAAGUUGGGUUACAAAUUGCUUGCCUGACUAUCAUAUUGGGUGCAAAUUCCGUGAUUUUGAUAUCGGUUGCAACUCGCUUGCUUGGUUGUUACUUUCGUUGCAAAUUCCUUGCGUGACUGAUUCAUGGGUUGCAAGUUGCUUGCGUUAUUUUUACGUUAGUUGCAACUUGAUUGCGUGACUGUUAUAUUAGUCACAACUUUCUUGCGUUACUGUUACGUAAGCCACAACAUUUUUACGUUACUGUUUGUGAUAUUGAAAAUUGUUGAGAACAUCGCUUUAUUUUUUGAGCGUGAUACAUCACAUUAAUACGACACUUUUCGUUAUUUUUGGAUGAAAUUAUAUUCGUAUAAAGGUUUUGCACCACCACGUGACGGCAGCCAUGUUAGAUGGCAGGAACAGUACAAUCGUUUUACGAAUUCAACGAGAGCACAGGGAUUUUAUUGUUCUCCCAUCUAACCACAGGCAACCCAAGCUGUACGUACGGGCGCCGGCACGUGAUGGUGCAAUACCUCUUUUCUAUUUCCUUUCACUGCUUCUUCAUGAUUGGUUAAUUCUCAGUAUAUCAUCUUUGACUUUCAUAACAUAAAGAGGGUUUGUAUUGGUUUAUAAACCAUUCGCGUCAGUGAUAAAUAAACGCUCCUCUUCUGUGAUAGGCCACUAAAAUAUCAGUGUAAAGGAAUAGAAGAUAGGGGAGGGGAGGCACAUUCUUUAAAUUGGCUGUUUUUGUAUGAUUAUGAGGGUGUGAUAAUAUUCUCAAAGCGCACUUUGAUGGUAUAUUAUUCAAUUAUUAUUUAUAUAUCAUAUAUACGACUUACUUCACAUGAAAUACCUAGUAUAUUGGUCUUAAGAUGCUUUACAGCUCACUUGAUCAGUUUACGUCAUAUUAUUGUUGGCAAAUGUGACAUACGCACUCUGUGUUCCUGCGUUCCAUUUACAACGGCUCGAGUUAUCAAAUCUUUGAUUCAUAGUAGCCGAAAAGUCAAUGUCUAGAAGAAGAGAAGGCUAAAGAAACGUAAAAAGGGUAUAAUAAUAAAGUUUAUUAUGGAUUUUUAAAAGUUUAAGUGAGGAGCAAAUGUGCUACGUUCAAUAUGGCGGAAGGUGAUCACAUGACCAGUUACUACAAAGUGGGAUAUGUUCAGGAAUAUGUUCAGUCAGUGCUAAGGAAACCGGUUUUUAUUCGGUAGAGGUGGGAUGGAUGAAUGGCGUAAAUAGACAGAGAGCUACUAUGAAGGGGUAGGAAGGAAUAUGUGAGAGGAAAUGGAGGCCAACCGUGCAAAAAGUGCAGGGAAAGUUUCACUCUCUAAACAAUGUCUGGUCCUCCUUUCAUCGGGCUGCCAUCACGUGAUGGUACAAAGCCGCUAUUGCUUGAAAAUUUUACCGGAUAAAAAAGGGCCAACAUCUGGUGUCAAUGGGUAUUCCAAUAUACCUAAUUACCAUGUUCCCAUUUCAGACCGUAUGUCAUUCCCUUGAGUAUCAUUUCUUUUGUUCGCCAGUAGUAACACUCGAAGAAAACACGGUAUGGAUGACACUGAAACAUUUUUUUGGGAGCGACUUGAUACGAAACGGGAAGAUGGUGAUUAGGUCAAUCGUAUCAUGGCGCAGAGUAAAUAUAUCUAUAUAGAAACAAAGCUAUUAUGACUAUACCAAUAUAUCCAAAUAUUGAUUAUAAACAAUUGUAAAAAAAAGAGAUGUAUAAUUACGAUAUUUGAUACAAAGUAAUUUAAUUGUUGAUAUUUUUGACAAUAAAUACGUUGUAAAUAUAUUUGUAAAAAACUGAAGACUUUGUGAGACUGCCGCUGACCAGUCAUGACGGAAGUGGCUAAUUUUGUAUAUUAUAUUAUUGAUGAUAAUGUUGCCGAAGUAAAGUUGGUUUGAGUUUAAAA
Molecule: messenger RNA, 3948 nt
Organism: Actinia tenebrosa (Australian red waratah sea anemone)
Lineage: Eukaryota; Metazoa; Cnidaria; Anthozoa; Actiniaria; Actiniidae
Source: RefSeq, a predicted model, not a curated record